This is a messenger RNA of Bactrocera tryoni, 3107 nucleotides long. RefSeq names its product F-box only protein 33. Gene Ontology annotation, cellular component: SCF ubiquitin ligase complex. Gene Ontology annotation, molecular function: protein binding. The transcript is spliced from 10 exons. The coding region runs from base 238 to 1596 and encodes 452 amino acids. Lineage: Eukaryota; Metazoa; Arthropoda; Insecta; Diptera; Tephritidae. Gene Ontology annotation, biological process: SCF-dependent proteasomal ubiquitin-dependent protein catabolic process; positive regulation of protein ubiquitination. The record is from RefSeq and is a predicted model, not a curated record.
AAUAGCUCAUAAGCAAAUCUAAUGCAGAAAAAUAAAAAGGUAUUUCGCAAAAGACGCAUUAGGAAAGUCGUUUCAGCACAAAUUUAAUAAAGACAAAUUUUGAAAGGCGAAAAAGGUUGAAAUACAAACGUUGGAGCUGCGAAAACAGACGUGUAGAAAUUGAAGCGACAGCUACGCACUUAAAGGCAAAAAGUGAGACUACAAUACACUCAAUUAGUGCUGAGUUUGGUCCUAGUCAUGAACCGCUGUGUCUUACCAGCAUGGGAUCAGUUACCCUUUGUCGUGUUGGGUAAAAUAUAUAACUACCUGGAACCACAAGAUCGAUUAAACGCGUCGCAAACGUGUCGUCUCUGGCGUGGGGUGCUUUUCCAAAAGAGAUUUUUCAGCAACUUUAAGUUUACAUUACAAAUAAACAAUGAACGACAAUACACGUUUUUUCGGCAAACCCUUUGUAAUUUGGCAACUGAAGUUACCAUUAAUUUUGACUUUAUGAACGUUUUCCAUAUCGAGAAAGUAAGAAAAAUCCUAUACAGGAUCGCACGUUGUAAUAAUCUGCGAGGUUUACAUUUCUCCACAAGUAAUAUGGGCAUAAUCGCUCCUGGGAUUAAAAAUAAGGAAAAACUUAUCGAUAUUGAACAAUGUUUCAUAGAGCCUCUGAAAAUGUUUUUAAAUCGUAAAAAUUAUCCAUGUAAAAUAUUGGACUUAGGUGCGAUUGAAGCUUUAACCUACUAUGGCUUUGAAAUACUAAAAUCCUUAGGCAAACCUGACGCAUUGCUCCAGUUAACUCUGGCUUCAAUUAAGUUCGACUCCUGUAAUUAUGCCAUACCUACCAUAGAGCCUUCGUUGUUACAAAAAUGUUCUUCACUGCAGGCUUUAUCGCUUGAUUACGAUUGUUUAAAUGAGAAUCUAUUGCAUGCCAUGGAAAUACUACCAUUGAAAAAGCUUUUAAUCUGUGUUCACAAUGUAAAUCGUCAACAUCCUGGUAUAUCCAAUAAAUCUUGGGCUCGAUUUGGAGCUACGUUUCCCAAUAUCGAUUUAAUUGUGUCAUUGGUAUACGCAUUUGAAGCGGUUGAAGUGCUGCAAGUACGCAUACUACGACGUAGUAUGCCUAUAACACAUUUGCGCGUGCUAUUUUGUGACAUUAUGAACGCAGAGGCCUUAGAUUGGAUGUCUAUCAAUAAUAGCAGCACGCUGAAGAGUAUACAGUGGAUAGAUUCAGCAUACAAACAUUCCAAUAAAAAUGUGAUGGACUUGUUUAUACGAUCCGGUCAAGAUCCCUUCGUUAUGAUGGCUUGGCGUUGCAAAAAUUUGGAGGAAAUCGUAAUACAUGGCUAUGUAAUAGAUCCUCAUAAUAUUGUUGGUAUGUCACGUCUGCGCGGCAAAUCCCUUAAGCGCCUAGAAAUUUCAAUGAUUGACCAAACCCCAACAGAAGCAAGCAUGGACUCGUUCAUAGAUGAAAUAAAUACCUUGCUUGGCCACAAAUGGGAACCCAUACCCCCAAAUAAAUUACAUCCAGCACUAGGUUAUAUGCCAGUGACAGAUGAUGUACGUGAUAAAUACGUCUUCGAUCUCAUGCGCAGUGAUAUGGGCUAUUAAGAUUAAUUGCAACCACUUAAGCGAAUUUAGGUUAACUAUAGAUUUAUAACGAACAUAAAAAAUAUGUAAAGUAAUAAUACAUAUUCAUUAAAACCAACAUAUGAGCGCAAAAACGUCGUGCAUAGCGAAAAUACCUUAGCAAGCUCCACAGAGACAAAAACCACAACCAAAGUAAAAGUAAAAGUUGAAAUAUAAAAGCAUUGCAGUGAUACUUUUUUCAAUAACUUUAAAUCACAUAUAGUAUGUUAAUGCGAAAGAGAGAAUAUUGGUAAAUUCAAACAACUAUCAAUUGAAAACCCGUAUUGAAGAGCAAGAUUUAGUAUAAAAAAUCACAAAAAACGAAAAAUGUGGAAGCAUCAAAACUCAAUUACCUACAUAUUCAUUACUAUAUAAAUAUAUAUCUAUAGGCGAUUAUAGUUUAAGAAAAAACAAUAACAACCACUCUUGUACUAAAAGAGGGAAAAAUUAAUUUGUAAUUAAAUAUAUGACAUUGACAUUGACUCAAAUGAAACACAAACCUAACAAAGAUAAAGAUCCUUAUAAAAUCACAAAUCGCUCCCGGAGAAAACAAUUUAUUGGCAAUGGAAACCACAAAGAAAACAUCGACCAAAAACGGUGUCGGAAUGCCACAACAUCUAAUAUGAGCCAUGGAAGUCUAACAACAAGCCGGACUUAUCUUCAGAUGUUAUACUCCAUAUUGUUUAUUUAUAGUACGAAUAGUACACCGGAAUAUUGUAACAACAAGAACAAUGUAUUGUAGAUUUCACUAAAGCAGCGAAAGUAAUUAUUUCAUAAUUUUUAUAUAGACCUACAUAUACACACAUAAACUAAUAAGCAUUGUGUUAUAUAUGAAAAGCUCAGAUAUAUUCCAUAUUAUUUUAUUUCUUUGUUUUAUAAAAAAAUAACUAUAAAGAAAAUAAUUUUACUUCACUUGUACGUUUCUAUAAUUGGGUCACUAAAUAACAGAAAAGAAUAACAGUUGCACAUAACCUAAAAUUGACGUUAAUUUAUUGCCAAUAACGGAAUUAUUUAAUGCUUAUAUUUAUGUUCAUCCUCACAAUUUAGGGCUUAUUAGCUGCAGGAAUAAUUACAAUUACAUUCGAAAAUUUUGAUUUCAAAACUAAAAAAAAUAUAAAAUUGUGCUAGUUAAUAUUAGUUAUUUCGAAAAAUGUAAAUUUUGCAAACGAUAAACAUGAAAAAGGAUAGAAUGUAAAUAUAUAAAUAACAUCGAAUAUAUAAAAAUAAAUCAAAAAAGUAGCAACAUAUUAGGCAAAGGUGCCGACUUACAACUCCCAAAGGCACCCGUAGAAAAAUAAAAAUUGAAAUAUGUAUUUAUAUUUUUGUGAAUCUUUAUAUAAUUAAUGCAAAUGCAUAAUAUUUCUUAACCGCAUUUUUGUUCACAAUACACUUACUACUGCUACAAUAUUAUAGACAUAAUUUAAUAGAACACUGCACUGUAAACAACAAAAUAAGCAGGUGCAUUUGAUGACAACUAAACGCAUUCAAAAGUA